AUGGAUCGGUUCGAUACCUUGAGCGGGCAAGAAUGUCUGGUCAAAGUAUGCGGAUUGCAAACGUACGAGGCUGCUGAAAGAGCUUUGGUCUCUGGGGCAAACUUGAUUGGAAUAAUUUGCGUUCCGGGAAGGAAGAGAACUAUUGAACCGUCAGUGGCCAAAUCCAUAUCUGGUUUGAUUCACUCAGAUGGGCAGUUCAAAGACAGGUGUCUGGUCGGGGUUUUCCGCAACCAACCAAAGGAACAGGUUAAACAGAUCGCCGAUGAGUAUAAUGUGGAUGCUGUUCAACUACACGGAGAUGAAGAUUGGCUAGAGUACCAUCAGUUCAUAGGGAAACCUGUCAUUAAAAGAAUGAUAUUUGAUAGAGACUGUGACACUGUUGUUGAAAUCUGCCACGAUUCCAACCUGUCGAAACUGUGUAUACCACUGUUUGAUUCGGAGGCCGGUGGGACAGGUGAGAAACUGAACUGGGGCAACAUUUCAAAGUGGACUGAAACAGUACAGCCUCAACCGAGAUUUAUCCUGGCAGGCGGAUUGACCCCAGAGAACGUUGCUGAAGCGAUUAGUCUCCCAGGUGUAGUAGGUGUGGAUGUAAGUGGGGGUGUAGAGACAGACGGUGUUAAAGACUUGAACAAGAUUAGCCAAUUUGUGGCCAACGGGAAGAAGGUAAAAGCUCGUUGA
Molecule: messenger RNA, 681 nt
Organism: Huiozyma naganishii CBS 8797
Lineage: Eukaryota; Fungi; Ascomycota; Saccharomycetes; Saccharomycetales; Saccharomycetaceae
Gene: TRP1
Product: phosphoribosylanthranilate isomerase TRP1
Exons: 1
Coding region: 1-681 (226 amino acids)
Biological process (GO): L-tryptophan biosynthetic process
Molecular function (GO): phosphoribosylanthranilate isomerase activity
Source: RefSeq, a predicted model, not a curated record